CUUCUUCUUCUCCCCCCCACCCCCAUCACCCCCGCCCCGGGCCUAAGGCGGGGGGGAGGAGCCUCAGGACCCCUCCCACUGCCAUCCUCCGGUUUGCGUGGUUUCCGAGACAAAGGAGAGUCCUUGUGUCUGGCCUCCUGCUGUCUUCUCUGCUGCCCUUGCCCCUGUCCCUGUCGUGUAGUAUGGGACAAGAACCUGACCAGCCCAGAAUGGAAACACUUUAGAACAAGGGAUGGUAGGGCAGAAAAGAACAGAAAAACAAAAAAGAAUGGCAGAGCCAGAUAGAGACCUUAGAAAAUGAGAUAGCAGAGUUAGAAGGGAUACAAUGGCAAGGCAGGAAGAGACCUUAGAACAGGAGAUGGCAAGACUGAAAGAGACUUUAGAAAUGGAAUAGCAAGACUGGAAGGGACAAAGUGUCAGAGCUGGAAGAGACCUUAGAAUAUGGGAUGACAAGUGUAAGAGACCUUAAAACAUGGGGUUUUAAAGUUGUAAGAAAUUUUAGAACAUGAUAUUUUGGGGCUGGAUGGUCUUUAGAACAUGUGAUGGCAGAACCGAAAGAAACUUUAGAACCUAGGAUGUUAGAGCCUAAAGGGCAUUAGAGCCUAGAAUGUCAGGAUAGGAUGGAAUCCUGGAACCCAGUAUGUUAGAGAUGAGAGGACCUUAGAACCUAAAAUGUCAGGGCUGGAAGUUGCCUUAAAACUUUGAAUGUCAUAGAUGGGAAGCACAUCUUAAUGAGGAAGGAAGAAAAGACUUUACUUAGAUCAUCUAACCUAAAUUCAUUUUACAGAGGUAAAAUGGACAUAAAGCAGAAGUGAUACAACUUUCCCAAACAGUCACCCAGAAAGUUGGUAGCAGAUUGAUGAUAUUGAGGGGAAAGUAUUCAGAAAAAAAACAUAUUUCCUGUAACUUCCUGUGGGAUAUAGAGUUUUUAGACCAAUAGAUGUGUAUGUGCAUUUUGUCUUUUGAUUUAGAACCAAGAUAGAAGUUGAAUCAGGUUAGUGUGUCUACCCUGUGCUGGCUCUGUUAACUUUUUUUCCUCUCUCUCACUGCCUUCUUGGAAAAGCUCCUCUCAAGAAUUAUUAUCAGAAAGACCAAGAUUUGUGACCCAACUUCUAGGUAGAGUAAGUUGAAUACUGAAAUAGAUGAUGACUACAACUCUUUGCCCUCCAGUGAAGGCUCCUUUGGAACUAAAGGGAAGCCUCAUGAUGAAGAUGGAAAAGGAUACUUCAUGGGCUUCUGAAUCCCCUCUUCAAGGGGAGGACUCUGAUUCUGAGACCUUGCGCAAGAGCUUUAGACAGUUCUGUUAUGAAGAUGUAUCUGGACCCCAUGAAGCUUUCAACAGAUUAUGGGAACUUUGCCGUCAGUGGCUGAAGCCAGAAGUGCGUUCCAAAGAGCAGAUCCUCGAAUUAUUGGUACUUGAGCAGUUCCUGGCCAUCUUGCCCAAGGAGAUUCAGGCCUGGGCAUGGAAGCAGUGUCCAGAGAGUGGUGAGGAAGCUGUAGCCCUAAUUGCAGAUUUGGAGGGAGAACCUGGAAGACUGAGGCAACAGGUUACAAAUCACGUGCACUUAGAGAAGACAGUAGCCCUUGGAGCAGCAUGGGAAGUACCACGCUUUCAAAUGGAGCAAGUAAAAGGACAGCCUAAGAUGGUAACACAGGAGAAGUCUGGGAACCUACGCUUAGGACUUCAGAGACAACUAAACCAUAAAGGGGACCCCCAAUGCUUACAAAAGAAUGCACUGCCUCCUCCAUGGAUUGCUGACCUUCCUGAAAAGAGGAACACUAAAGAUCAGGAAAUGAUGGCUAUACCAUUUCUUACUACUGGGUCCCAGGAACCUGUGAUAUGUUUGGGAAUGUCCAGAAAUCUCUCCCACAAGAAGUGGGGGCAUCUAAAUCCUGCUCACAAGAACUUCUGCAGGGGUAUCAUGAAAGAGAAUUAUAGGAACAUGGUUUCAUUGGGAAUACCAAUUUCUACUUCUAAGAAAGUAUCCCCGCUGGCUCAAAGGAAAAAACCAUGGGUUUUAGGACUCCAAGGCUCCAAUAAGAAAUAUAUCCUUCAAGGCAGCCAUUCAGAGGGAAAGCAAGGACCUAUCCAGGCCCUGGAAAAAAGGAAUGGAAAAACCUGGAGAGACCAACAGCCAUGGGGGGGCUUGGAAGAUGAAAAGAUUGCUGGGGUGCACUGGAGUUAUGAUGAAACUAAGACUUUCCUUGCAAUUCUCAGAGAGUCUCGGUUUUAUGAAACACUUCGGGCUUGUCCUCGAAAUAGCCAGGUGUAUGGAGCUGUGGCUGAGUGGUUGCGAGAGUGUGGCUUUCUCCGGACACCAGAACAAUGUAGGACCAAGUUCAAAAGUCUCCAAAAGAGCUACCGAAAAGUGAGAAAUGGCCACAUGCAGGAGCCCUGUGCCUUCUAUGAAGAGAUGGAUGCCCUGUUAAAUCCUGGACCCCAUGUCACAAUCACUGACAUUCCAAAUGAAACUAACUCUCCCUUAAGGCAGGGGAAUAUUACUCCCAAAGCUGAAGAAGAAGACAGCUGGGAACUGGAGGAAGCUGCAGAAGAAUCUGAUGGUGAAGAAAUGAGCCUUGAGUUCACCCAGAAGCCGAAGAUCACUAGAGCUCCAGCCUUGUUCCAAAACUUAAGUGUGACAUCAAUCAGAACCAAAAACAAAAGGACAGUAUGCGCCCAAAAUGCCAAAGGUGUUCACUGGGGCUAUGAGGAAACUAAGACUUUCCUUAACAUUCUUAGUGAGUCUCGGUUUUAUGAAGCCCUUCAAGCCUGUCAUCGAAAGAGCAAAGUCUAUGGGGCAGUGGCUGAGCAGCUUCAAGAAUAUGGCUUCCUUCGCACACCAGAACAGUGCCGGACCAAGUUCAAAAGCCUUCAAAAGAGCUACCGUAAAGUAAGGAAUGGCAGCAUGCUAGAAUCGUGUGCCUUCUAUGAGGAGUUGGAUGCACUGAUGAAUACCCAGGCUUCUGCCACCUCUACUGAUAUCCUGGAAGAAGUAAAGCUUCUGAGGCAAGGGGAAAAUGGUAUUGAGAUUGAACCCCAAGAACCAGGAGGCUGGGAACAUGAAAUGUCCUUACAAGCUGCUGUGGUGGAGGACUCUGACAACCAAAGAAUUAGCACCAAGGAACUAAUAGAGGACCAUGAGUCCCAAAGCCCUCAAACUUUGGGUCAAAGCCUGAGCGGUUUUGAGAUAAGUAAGAGGAAUAAGAAGGAUCCAACACAAAUUUAUGAGAAAAUGGAACUGCAUUCAACAUUACCAGGAAAGUCCAAAGGUGGUAUUCUCCAUAAUACUGAUCCAGGAAAAGACUACAAGAAGGGGUACACGUCUGAAAGGCAGUGGAGAAACUACCUCCCAGGAAAUAGAAAAGGAAAAUUCAUUACCCAGCAUAGAGAUUUAGUAAAGGUCAUAGGACAUCGGAGACCUUUCAUGGGACGGAGACCUUACAGAUUUUUCAAAUAUGGGAGGAGUUUUCUUCAGAGCUCACAUCUUAUGUGUCAGGCAGCUCAUCAGAAAGAAAACUCCUACAAAUGCAAUGUGUGUGGAAAGUGCUUUGGUAGAAGCAGGAGUCUUAUUAGACACCAAAGAAUCCACACAGGAGAGAAACCCUUUAAAUGUCUUGAGUGUGGGAAAAGCUUCAAUGACUCUUCAAACUUUGGCGCUCACCAGAGAAUUCAUACAGGAGAGAAACCCUAUAAAUGUAGUGUGUGUGAAAAAUGUUUCAGUCAAAGCUCAAGCCUUAUAAUACAUCAGAGAACCCACACAGGGGAAAAGCCUUAUCAGUGUAGUGAGUGUGGAAAAAGUUUUACCAAUAGCUCUCACUUUAGUGCCCAUCGUCGAAUACACUCAGGAGAGAAUCCCUAUAAAUGUGUGAAUUGUGAAAAAAGUUUCAGUAACUGUACCCAAUUUAGAGAACAUCAGAGAACUCACACAGGAGAAGAACCCUAUGAUUGUUCUCACUGUGGUAAAAGCUUCAGUAAAAGCUCUGCCCUUACUAAACAUCGAGGGGUCCACAUGAGAGAAAAGCUUCCAUCACAACUUAAAUCUGAUUAUACUCCAGAAAACUUAGGCAGGGCUGAUGAGUUUGGGAAAUUUUUUUGACAGAAGUCUCCUAUCAAAAAAAAAUUGUUUGCAGUCUUUUGUCUUCAUUUCAUAAAAUAACUGUCACAGUCCUAGAACCAAUUUUGUAUUUAUUAUAAAACAAAUCUUAAGAGAUCCAGGAAAUGUUGAUGUUCAGAUUGUAGGGGUUCUAUUCCUAUUUCUGCCUCUAACUUGCUGAAUGUUCCCCUGAUCCUAAUAUAUUACUUGUUUUUUUCUUUUAAUAAAGUAGAAAAGACAUGCUCUGAUUUCCAGAUGUAAAUCUGUUAUAUAUUUUAUGGCCAUUUCUAUUGGAUUUUGAUUCCAACAAUACUGUUAAAAGAUGUUUCUUCUAGGACCAGGGAAAUGCUGAAAGUCAUUACUUACAACCCCAAAUGAACUUGGACUUACAGAUAUACCAGAAUCGUGGGUCUGGAAGGGAUUUUCUAGGACCUCUGCCUAGAAUAUCCAAACUAUCCUAUAUAGAUGAUUAACUGUUCCUAGUUUUAAAGAGGUUGGAGAUGAUUACAGCUUCCCCCAGCAGCCUUUUGAAAUGUUUUGACAUUUUUCACUAUCAGGAAGUUGUUUCUUUGUGUCUAAGCCCCUUUGUAUUAUAUGUUGUAGACAUUGUUCCAGUCUUCUUCCCUUGGGAGAUGGAAAGAAACUGGUCAUGUUCCUUAUGUAAUACAUACUUGAAGAUUAAGUUCCAUUGGUCUUCUCAAGGAAAUAAUCUGUCUUUUUACCUCUUCUUAUAGGUCUUACUCUGUCUUUUAAAUUGUUACUAUUGUUUAAAACUUAUAAAUUCUCGUAUUCUUCUUGGACUAAAUAGAAUGCAUGCUUCCAAUGUUUAUCAUCAAAAAUAAAGUAGAAUUUCCUGUAUCUUA
Messenger RNA from Monodelphis domestica (gray short-tailed opossum), 4957 nucleotides. NCBI's taxonomy places the organism in Eukaryota, Metazoa, Chordata, Mammalia, Didelphimorphia, Didelphidae. The record is from RefSeq and is a predicted model, not a curated record.